Messenger RNA from Wyeomyia smithii (pitcher-plant mosquito), 2252 nucleotides. RefSeq names its product zinc finger protein 93-like. Bases 95 to 1891 code for a protein of 598 amino acids. The transcript is spliced from 6 exons. The record is from RefSeq and is a predicted model, not a curated record. NCBI's taxonomy places the organism in Eukaryota, Metazoa, Arthropoda, Insecta, Diptera, Culicidae.
UUGUUUUGUCAGCAUUCGCGAAAGUACAUUCGUGUUUCAUUUUUCAAAUCCCAGAUUAAGUGAAAAAGUUAUCCUAAUUUUUGAAUAAGCUAUAAUGUUACAGGAGUGCCUAACAUGUGCCACCGAAGAACAGAAUUGUAUGCUACUGAAAGCAGAUCAAACGGAUGUUUGGGAAGUGUUGCAGCAGCAUUUUUGGUUUAAAAUUGACGACUGUUGCAACCAAUUUCUAUGCGAUGUUUGUUGGAGUAAAAUUUCCAAUUUUCAUCAAUUUUUUUGUGAGGUUCAAAGUCGCUGGAACCAAAAGCUUGAUUUGAAAAUAGAACAGAGUCUCGAGGCGAGACAAACUUGCGAAGCCUCUGCCACAGACAUUGUUUUUGCUUGUGAAUUGAUUAAACCCGAACCUGUAGAUGAAACUGGAAGCUGUAAUGGAACUGCUGUAGGCCAGAAUCGAUGUGAUGCAGAUAGUGAGCAAGAAGCGUCUCCCGAGAAGCAGAAGGAUAGUUCAGCCGAAGAGUCCUCAAUUCCGAUAAAAGAAAGACUUCUUUGUACCCGCAGAAAAAAGCGAAAACGGCUUACAAAUAAACAAGACACGCUUUCGCAGUCUAAGAUUAAGUAUUCUUGCGACACAUGCAAUCCAAGUAGAACGUUCAAAUAUGACGACGAUCUUCAAGUUCAUACUGCCAUCUACCAUGCCAAAGAGGAGGAUAAGGUCCACAAAUGCAAUCAAUGCGAAAAGUCGUUCACAACUGAAUGGCAGCUCUCCGGUCACCAAAGUUGGCACGAGAGUGUGAAAAGUUUAGGAAUUUCCUGUGAACAAUGCAACAAGUACUUCAUUACGAUGCGAAUCAAAAACGCUCAUAUGCGGGCACAUCAUACGACGCCACAAUCAGCAAAAGCAAAGUCUCCUGACGAGUCCACCGAAAGCCAACUAGACAAACUGGACGAGACGGCUGGUGCGUCAAGAAAGAAACCUGCGGAAAAAGUUCUCGAGGAGGAUUCCUUAAUCCGACGCUUUUGCAAGCUACUCUGUGCAAUAUGCGGCAGCAGGAGCGAUAGCUUUUCGAUGCUGUGGAAACACUUCAAAACGCAACACAAACAGCACGGGUACGCGAUUUGCUGUGGGCGAAAGUUUAAGCGAAAACAAAUGCUGUACGAUCACUGUCUGCUGCACAUAGAUCCAAAGAGUUUCCGGUGCGAGGAAUGCGAUAAAACUUUCAAAAACCAUGAAGCGCUGGAAAAGCAUAACCAAUGGGUUCAUACACCCGAUUCGGAAAAACCUUUCAAGUGCAGUAUCUGCGAUGUAGCGUAUUUCAAAAUAUUCCAUUUGCGAAACCACAUGAAGUACCAUAUCGCUCUGGAGCAGAAAACUUUCCUCUGUCAAGAGUGUGAUAAAUCCUUCGGGACCAGCCUGCUGUUGCGAAGCCAUCAGCAGAAAAUCCACGGAGCCCCCAGUAGCUUGGUGUGCGAAAUUUGCGCCAAAGGGUUCGUGUAUCAAUCGCUGCUAGAGAAGCAUCGUUUGACGCAUUCCGCUGAGGGUGUCGCAAGCCUAAAAGUUCAAUGUGAGCACUGUGGCAAAUGGUCAAAAUCGAAGGAACUUUUGCAAAAUCAUCUGAAGCGAUGUCAAGCCAGCGGUCCGGUGAUUUGCGAUAUUUGCGAAAAGAAAAUCGCUAAUAAACCUGCUCUGUUGCGACACAAACGGGAUAUGCAUCGGGACCGGCCGGCACUGUUGUGUAAAUUUUGCGGCAAAGCGUACAGGCAGGUGAUUCGUUUGAAGGAACAUGAAGCCGCUCACAGGGGCGAAAAUCUGUACAGUUGUCCGUACUGUUCCAUGAAGUGUAAUUCGAGCGCUGUGAUGCACGCACAUAAAAAAACGGUGCACGCUGAACUUUGAGCGGAUCGCAUGAGAAAAAGGUUCUACGAGCGGUGAAUUUUUCGUUUGGAAUUUUGUUUUGAUUGGUACACUGAAGACCAGUAUUAUCUACAAUAAUAUACGGUACAAAGGUGAUGAAAUAGUUAUUGUUAAAAAGAUACUGUAUUAAGAUAAUCUACAAAAAAAAAACCUUUUUGCAAAAUUGAAGGAUAAAGUUCCUCUGACGAGCGUUCUCGAAUUUACGAGGUCCUGUAUAAGAAUCACCUUGCUAAUUUGUGUCAGCUCACUAAAAUCAGUGGUGCGAAUGGCAAGGAGUGUUUUGAAAAACUAUUGCAUAACGUAACAAUACACGUCUCAUCUGUUCUUAUCAAAUAUGUACAUU